AGAAGAAGAAGAACCCUCAGUGGGUUUUGUUUUCUUUCUCUCCUUUCAAUCGUGUCUCUCAAAAUGCAACUUCAUAUAUCCCCGAGCUUGCGCCAUGUAACGGUCUUCCCUGGUAAAGGGGUAAGGGAUUUUAUCAAAGUAAAGGUCGGUUCUAGAAGGGUUUCGUAUCGGAUGGUCUUCUAUUCUCUUUUGUUCAUCACUUUCUUACUUCGCUUUGCUUUCGUUUUGACCGCAAUGGAAACCAUCGAGAACGAAAACAACUGUUCCACUAUAGGUUGCGUGGGGAAGAGGAUUUGGAGAAGAAAGCCGGAGUCGAUGAAUGUCCCAGAAGAGAUAUAUCGAAUCUUAGAAGAGAGUGGAGAUGAAUUAGAAGAGAUUAAAGGAAGAUCAGAGGUUCCACAGUCGCUAGAGGAGUUUGUAGCAGAGAUGAAGAGCAGCAAAUCCGAUUUGAAGACCUUCUCUGUGAAGCUAAAGGCUUUGGUGUCUCUACUGGAGGAAAAGACUCGAGCAGCCAAGAUCCAAGAAUACCUGUACCGUCAUGUAGCAUCAAGUAGCAUACCAAAGCAGCUACAUUGCCUGGCCUUAAGACUGGCCAACGAGCACUCCACCAAUGUUGGCGCACGGCUCCAACUCCCAUCCCCAGCGUUCGUACCUUACCUAGUAGACAACUCAUUCUUCCACUUCGUGUUGGCAUCCGACAAUGUCCUGGCAACCUCCGUCGUCGCAACAUCUCUCCUUCGCAACUCGUUGCACCCCGAGAAGGUUGUGCUUCACAUCAUCACCGACCAGAAAAGCUACAACUCCAUGCACGCCUGGUUCUCCCUCCACCCCUUAACUCCUGCCAUCAUUGAAGUUAAGGGUUUGCACCAUUUCGAUUGGUUUACCAAGGGAAAGGUCCCUGUGUUGGAAGCAAUGGAGAAGGAUCAGAGAAUUCGAUCAGAAUUCAGAGGUGGAUCAUCUGCAAUUGUUUCAAAUAACACCGACAAGCCUUAUAUCAUUGCAUCCAAGCUACAAGCUCUUAGUCCCAAGUAUAAUUCCGUCAUGAAUCACAUACGUAUACAUUUGCCUGAGCUAUUUCCCAGUCUUGAUAAGGUUGUCUUCUUAGAUGAUGAUAUCGUGGUUCAAACUGAUCUCUCACCUCUUUGGGAUAUUAAUAUGAGAGGCAAAGUCAAUGGAGCAGUGCAAACAUGCCAUGGUGAUGAUAAGUUUGUCAUGUCCAAGAGAUUUAAGAACUACUUGAAUUUCUCACAUCCUUUGAUAUCAGAGAAUUUCGAUCCCAAUGUAUGUGCUUGGGCAUACGGCAUGAACAUCUUCGAUCUAAAGGCUUGGCGGAAGACAAAUAUCAGUCAUACCUACCAUUACUGGCUUCAAAAGAACUUAAAAUCAGAUUUGAGUCUUUGGCAAUUGGGGACAUUACCCCCUAGUCUAAUAGCGUUCCAUGGUCAUGUUCACAUCAUCGAUCCGUUUUGGCACAUGUUGGGGCUUGGAUAUCAAGAUAACACAACCACUGCAGAUGCUGAAAGAGCUGGUGUAAUUCACUUUAAUGGCCGAGCAAAGCCUUGGCUUCAAAUAGCCUUUCCGCAGCUCCGACCUCUUUGGAUAAAGUAUAUUGACUUCAAUGAUAAAUUCAUCAACAAAUGUCAUAUCAGAGCUUCAUAGCUUGUACAUAUAUAUUACAGAUAUGAAUAGAGCUGCAAUGGAAAAGCGGAAACGAGUGGUUGAGUGUUCAUGGAGCUUUGACAAUGAAAGGAAGGUGAAGUGAGGGAAAGGAGGGUUGAACGACAAGUUCUAUAAACUUUGCUUACUCCUGGUUCUCUAAUUACUUUCUAAAGGAGAGAAACUCUGAAGUUUUUUACCAUACUUUUCUAUGCAAAAGGGAAGAAUCUGUCGAGAAAAAUUGUUCAUAGGAUUCAAGGUCUAA
This is a messenger RNA of Telopea speciosissima, 1921 nucleotides long. RefSeq names its product probable galacturonosyltransferase 12. Gene Ontology annotation, molecular function: polygalacturonate 4-alpha-galacturonosyltransferase activity. Lineage: Eukaryota; Viridiplantae; Streptophyta; Magnoliopsida; Proteales; Proteaceae. The coding region runs from base 64 to 1659 and encodes 531 amino acids. The record is from RefSeq and is a predicted model, not a curated record. The transcript has 6 exons.